AUGACAUACGGUCAGAUGAUACGAGCACAGGGAAGGGAAGGGAAUGGAAGCAGCGAUCGAGGGAGCGAAAUGUCGGCGCAAGCUCAGACUCGAAUCAAACCUCGAGGCGCAAAGGCACCAUUAGAUCAGCAGCAGCAGCAGCAAGAGCAGCUGAGCGAGCAGGCGUUUCACCGCUUCCCGAGAGCGGCGGUACGUACGGGGAUCGGGAUCUACAGCUCACCGGCCUCUGGGGCUCGACCUGCUUUGCGCUCGAAGAUCAUCGAUGAGUUGGGACGAGAUCGAGGCUCGUGUCCAUGGUGGCUGUCGGAUCGAUGGCGGCUCGUUCUGAUGGUGAUGGUUCUCGUGGUGGGUCCCGACGAUGAACAAGAGGACACUCAAGUACUUCAGCGCACGCUAGGAGGCAGGCAGGCAGGCAGGCAGGCCCGCCAGCCAGCCCGCAUGAUGCGCAGGACUCAGUUGCUGGGUGGGAAUCUGCAACUUGAACAGGAGGAGCGAUGGUUGUGUUGGUUGAUGAAGUAG
This is a messenger RNA of Marchantia polymorpha subsp. ruderalis, 519 nucleotides long. The record is from the annotation of a GenBank genome assembly. NCBI's taxonomy places the organism in Eukaryota, Viridiplantae, Streptophyta, Marchantiopsida, Marchantiales, Marchantiaceae.